This is a messenger RNA of Dermacentor albipictus, 829 nucleotides long. RefSeq lists its product as uncharacterized. Lineage: Eukaryota; Metazoa; Arthropoda; Arachnida; Ixodida; Ixodidae. The record is from RefSeq and is a predicted model, not a curated record.
CCUGAGGCCUGGCUGCACGAAAGAAAUGUUAGAUGUUUGCGGCUCUGACUUUCUCGUGUACAGCAACGUCACCAGUCUACCGAAAGAUGGGAAGGAGUUUGAAGAGAACUGUGUGUUCCUUCAGAUGCAGAUCUCCUGUAGCUUGGAAUUCGCGAAGAAUUGCUUGGAUGGCAUUCCUCGAGUGGCCAUUAUUAUAGGCCUGCAGUCCAUGGAGGAGGAGUACGAGGCCAUCUGCACGGAAGGCACCGAACACAAUGAGAAAUACCGCAAGAGCAUCAAGUGCAUGAACAAAGCAGGCAAAGGUCUCAACCAGUGCCAAGCCAAGAUGCGCGACGACAUGGAGAUCGGGGCGUUGGCUGCGCCUCGGGACAAGAUAACUGGCUACGCCUGCUGUGCCUACCAUGCGAACCAGGACUGCUUCGACAACGCCCUACAGGAAUGCACCGGCACUCCGGCCCAAGAGUUCAUGAGGGGCAUCAUGGACAAAGUGUUCGGCGAGCCACUCAGUCUGGUUUGUGGCCAGUACUCUCGUGAUUCGGACGCCUGCCGCAAUCUCCCACAACUGGCGCCGCCGACCGAUUCGAAGGACUUUGGCAAGAAAGGCCUCAUCGAGCUGGCCAUAGAGCACGCUGGCUCCGUCUUCAACAAGCACUAGCCCCUUUGUAUGAGCUAUCUAUGUGUGGAUGGGCUCUUACAUGUAGCUGUUGACGGUCGUAAGAGGACCAACUACGUGACACAGUCACUUUGAUUUCCGCUCAUGCAUGUCGCACGAAGCUGGGCUUCUGGCCCUUUGGCCAUGUGAAAGAACGACAGCAAUAAACACCCGGCA